AAUGUUCGUGAUAAUUGUUUUGACGGGAGUAGGAUGUAUUUUCUCUCUGUUUUCAUGUUUAAACUUGUGAAUUACGGAAAUUUUAACUAAAUAAAAUUUAAUGUGACAUUUAUUUUUAAAUACUGUUCGUAUAGGCCGUACCGUAUACUAGAAUUUUACCAUAGUGUUCUUUACUGUUAAUAAUUGUGUUGGAAUAAAUAUGUCUUCUAUUGAAAGUACAUCUGUCAGAACUAAUGAUUAUUUAUCAAGACUUGAAGUUGACGAUGAGGAUGGGUAUCUGUUUCAAGAUCAAUUAAACCGUUUGGUGAGCAGACACGACCCUCUGAUUGGUAUACGCCAAAAAACUGUGCACUUCAGUAUUCAAAGCUUCUGAAAGGAGUUGAAGAUUUCAAGAAAAAAGCCUUACCUAGGACUGAAAGGGAAACUUCAGAAGAAAUGCUUGUUAAAAAUCUCACCGAUAAAAGGUUAAAUGAAUUGAUGCGAUUGAAUCAACAAACAAGAGCAACAGCAAAUGUCUUAAAGAUUUAUUUAGAAAUGGUUGAAAGUGGUGAAUUUGAUGAACAUAUAGAUGAUUUGUUGAAACAGAUAGAGGACUUAGAAAAACGUGAAGAAGAAGACUUAAAUGAAUACUUGACAAAACGAGAAAAUUUAAAUUCUGCAAAAAAAUUAAAUAAAUGUCGCAUCACCUUAAGUAAAGGUAAAGCUCCCCUAAGAGCAGUUGAAUCAAAGCGAAAAAAUUCUCCAAAUUCAGAUCUGUGUGAAGAUGCUUCAUCUCAACAUCCUGCUCCAGAUAUAGUAAUUAAAACUGAGAUUGAUACGGAUGAAGAAUAUGGCACACCAUCUAGAACAGCUCACAUUAGAGCAGAAGUAGAUAACUCACCAUCUGUAAAUAUGCUUCUUGACAGCACGAAAGGAACAAAUGUAACUUCCUUAUCAAAUCCUUCUACACCUACAUCACCUCUUCUUACAUCUCUUCUGCGCAAUGUUUCAUCUGCUAAUCCUUGCAAUCAGACUACAUUUUCUGUUGGUUCAUCACCUUUAAAAGAGGUUAAGGUUGAAAGCUCAUCUCACCCACCUAUGCUUCACGUCGACACUUCAUCGGCAAAUUCUCGAAAAAAUGAUGUCUUUCUUUCUCCGCCAAAAAUUCCAUCCGCAGGUAUAUCACCUCUACUAACAUCCCUGCUCAAAACUCCAACUACAGCUGUUACCUUGGCACCAGCUAGCACUAGCACAGCUUCACUUCAUAAAGAGUGUGAUUUUGCUGAUACUUCGGAUAAUGCUAAAUCUGGCCUUCUAUCAGAAAUUGAAGUAGGAGGGCUUACAAAGUCCAGAGAAACCUCUCCCCGAAGCACUGUACCACAAUCACCACGUCCUGCACCUGCAUCAUCUCCUUUACUGAAUUCACUCUUAAAAAAUUCCCCUUCGAAUGCACCUACUUUUUCUCCUUUGCAAAUACAACAGCCAAAAGAAGCUACAACUCCAAAGGCAGUCUCGUCUCCUCAACCAUUCUUCAAUCCUACUAGUGCACUGGCUACUGCAGCUGCUCAGCAACUUGCUGUAGCAACUGCGACUCUUCCUCAGACUCACCAGUUUUUUCUUAAUGAUUCACCAGAAAAUCGCAAACAUUCUAUACAGAAUUCUCCGGCUACUUCUGCAUGCUUGUCAGCACCUACUUUAUCAAAACUUUUGGAGAUGCCACCAAGUACUCCAGGAAGGUUACCACCACUUCCUGUUGUAGAAGCUCCUGUCACAUCUGUGUCUUCAAUCUCCACAUCACCGUCAGAUAAUGUUUCCAGUGAAUCUAUGUCAAAAUCUAGUACAAUACAAGUGCCUGAUGCUGAACCAUCAGUUAGGCAAUCUCCGGACAAAAAAUUAAGUGAUAAAACAAGUUAUGAUAAAAUAACUGUUUCAGAAUCACCUAAAACUUCAAAAGACUCUGAAUUACAGGAAGAAGAGAAAAAUAUUCCAGCAUCAAAGAGUAAUGAGAAAAAUAAGUUUUCUAAUCAGAAGUCACCGCAGACAGAUACUUCAUUAGAUAUUGAAAAUACAUCGCAAGAAAAUUUACUCGAUAUACUCGAAGAAGCCAGUGAAAGUAUAAAUGAGUUUUUGGCAAAGGAAGAAAUUAAAACAGAGCCAAUGGAUAUAGAAGACUAUCAAUGUUCUGUGGAUGUUACUCAAGAAGCGCAACAAUUAACGAGCCCGGAUGUGAAAAGUAUUCCCAUAAAAAUUGAGGAUUUUUUUCCUGAAGAUGUUUCCAAUAUAAGCAGUCAGGCUGAAAAGAAACUUCCCAAUUUUGAAAAUAAAAUUGAAGAAAAAGUUGUUUCGUCUCCUAAUAUAAUAGAGUGCGUAGAUUCACUCACUAGUGAAGGUGAACAAGUGAAGAAAGAUGUAGACAUUGUAAAUACAUCUUCUGAGCCAAGUGGAGUGCCUGAGACUGUCAGUUCUGACAAAGCUGAUGUCACUCCUGAAGAGGAUCGAGGAAUAAACAGUAGAAAAUUUUAUAAAAGCCGAAUGACAUCUAAGAAGAGAUCAUCAACGGAAGAAGAAUCCUCAGAAAAGUCUCAUGAUGGAACACCAUUAAAGCCACCAGCCAAGAAAAUACGGACAAAGCUAGAUUUCGAUGCUUCUCCUCAGCAUUUUAUCAGUGACAGUGCUGCUGAUGUUCCAGUUAAACAAUCAGAUGAUCUUUCUGGGCCAAAAGAUCAGGAAACUAAAUCACCUACAAAGGGAGCCGAGACAAAAUCUCCUGCAUCUAAGAAACCUAGAAUAUUUGAGAAAGCAGCAAGUAAAGAGAGCAAAGAGCAUAGUGAGGAUGAAGUUCCAUUAGCGAAACGUGCGGGAAGAAGAGAAUAUUUUGCAGCAAGAAAAGGACGAGGCAAAGUUCCAAAGACAACACCAACAAAAACAGAAGAGCCAAAAGACCAAUAUGAAUUUUCUGAAAGUACAGAAGAAAACUCUGUAGGCUAUCAAACUACCAAUACCUUGUGCUACAUGCCCCGAGUGAAAGAUGAGAGUCGUUUUGAGGAAUCUAAAGCCAAAGCAGGAGCUAUUCAGGAUUCAGAGGAAAGAAAGUCUUCAAACAUGGGAUCUCCAGUUGUGGAGAAAAAGUACUUGCAUUCUCCUUUAAGAAGUAAACAAGCACGGACAUCUCUUGGAUCCACUCCCAGUCGUAAAAAUUUGUUUGCUUCUGACGAAGAAAGGAUGUCUGAUUCAUUGACAUCAGAUGAAACAUCUAAUUCUGUGUUUGGAGAUGAUAAAUUAAAAAAAUGGAAAGAUUCAACUGAAAAAGAAGGCGAUGAUACAAAGGAUCUCAGUGAAUCUAAAACUGCCAGUCGACCUCCUAAAAGUAAUGAUUCACCCAAGAAGAAGAGCCAGCCUGCCAAGAAAAAUACUAUAAAAAGUGAGACGCCAGUUAAGAAAGAAAAGAAGCUUACUAGUUCAGAUUUAGAAGAGCUAUCUAGAGAUUCAGAGGAUGUUUCUACUUUGUCUACAUGGCAAAGAAAAGAAGGGGAUUCUAAAGAAAAGAAUCCAAGUACUUCAGGUGACAUAGAUAUUGAAACUACUGAUAGUCACCUCUCCUCUUCGGUUGCUGCAGAGUCUGAUAAACAGAUGGACGACAUUGAAGGCUUUGAAUCAUUACAAGGGUCUGUUACGACUGAAUUUUCUCCUCUGCCUCCUUCUGAAAUGAAAGAGGAGAAAGAUAUAUCUCAGUUUGGGAAACAAGACUGGUUCCAUGGUUCUAGUCCCAAAAGCUCAGAAGCUGUUUCUCAGAGCUCUGAAGAAUCUGAAGAAUACGAGUCUGACAACUGGGAUAACCAAUCUGUUAGUACAAAUAAAAGUACCUCACAUUCUGCAAGCCAGCAACCAAGACUUAAGAGGAAAGAGAGAGAAUCACCUCAGUAUAAGGCUUGGAAAAAGGCAAUUAGUAUAGUACUGAGAGAAGCUUCAUGUCAUAAAUAUGCGAACGUGUUUCUACAGAAGGUAACGAAUGAUGUUGCACCUGGAUAUCUUAGCAUUGUGUACAGGCCUAUGGAUCUGUCAUUAAUAAAGAAAAAUAUAGACAAUGGCAUUGUGAAGACCACAGAUGAGUUCCACAGAGAUAUGAUGCUUAUGUUUCAGAAUGCAAUAAUGUAUAACAGUUCUGAUCAUGAUGUACAUCACAUGGCUAUAGAAAUGCAGAGAGAUGUAAUUCAGCAGAUCCAGGCAUUUCUGACAACACAGUCCAAUGACAAAGAUGAAAAUGGUGAACCAGCUUCUUCAUUGAGAGGAGGGAGAACAAUUAAGUCUCAGAAAACUUAUGGCAGCAGCAUAACAAAGUCAAGAGAUGAAGCAGACCGAAAUGAAUAACUUACUAAAAAUCAUUAUUUAAAUUUCCUUUACAUAUUGUAUGUAUAAAGCAUUAGAGCUUCAACACCA
Messenger RNA from Stegodyphus dumicola, 4416 nucleotides. RefSeq lists its product as uncharacterized. Gene Ontology annotation, cellular component: NuA4 histone acetyltransferase complex. Gene Ontology annotation, molecular function: protein binding. NCBI's taxonomy places the organism in Eukaryota, Metazoa, Arthropoda, Arachnida, Araneae, Eresidae. The record is from RefSeq and is a predicted model, not a curated record.